Lathyrus oleraceus (garden pea) is the source of this 1407-nucleotide messenger RNA. Its product is annotated as trafficking protein particle complex II-specific subunit 130 homolog. The record is from RefSeq and is a predicted model, not a curated record. NCBI's taxonomy places the organism in Eukaryota, Viridiplantae, Streptophyta, Magnoliopsida, Fabales, Fabaceae. Bases 64 to 1407 code for a protein of 447 amino acids. Gene Ontology annotation, cellular component: TRAPPII protein complex. Gene Ontology annotation, biological process: intra-Golgi vesicle-mediated transport; early endosome to Golgi transport. The transcript has a single exon.
CACUUCCCUUCUCUCUCUGAUUCUCAUUCCAUGGAUCUCUGCUAAACAUUCUACAGAUCCAACAUGGCCAACUUCCUCGCCCAGUUCCAAACCAUCAAGAACUCUACCAAUCGCCUCGUCAUUUCAGUGGAGGAUGUGAGUGAUUUGUGGCCAACUGUCAAGCCUGCUUUUGAAGCGCGGUUGUCGUUCAAGAGAGCGGGUUUGAAUAACAAGGCGAGGAACCCUGUAUUGGUUGAGAAGUUGUCGGCGGAGUUCAUAUUAACUACAGAUUCAAGGCUUCGUAGCCGGUUCCCUCAGGAGCAGUUGUUGUUCUGGUUUCGAGAGUCGUAUGCAACUGUCGUGCUUGUUACCUGUGAGGAUCUUGAUGAGUUUAAAACCAUCCUUAAACCACGCUUGAAACUAAUUGUCCAGAAUGAUGAAAGGGAAUGGUUUAUUGUAUUUGUAUCUAAAGCUCGUCUAGCUAAUGACCAGGCAAACAAAAUGGAAAAGAAAGUAUAUGCUAAACUUGAAGUUGAUUUUAGCUCCAGAAAAAGAGAAAGAUGCUGCAAAUAUGAUAUGCAUUUCCCUGAAGCUAAUUUUUGGGAAGAUCUAGAAUCAAAAAUAAUGGAAUGCAUCAGAAAUACACUGGAUAGGCGUGUACAAUUUUAUGAAGAUGAGAUACGGAAGCUCAGUGAACAGCGUCUCAUGCCAGUCUGGAACUUCUGUAAUUUUUUCAUUUUGAAGGAAAGUUUGGCUUUUAUGUUUGAAAUGGCGCAUCUUCAUGAAGAUGCCUUACGGGAAUAUGAUGAACUAGAACUCUGCUAUCUUGAAACAGUUAACAUGACUGGAAAGAAAAGAGAAUUUGGUGGGGCAGACCAUGGGGAUGAUCAGGCAACAAUUGUUAAUCCAGGAAACAAAGCAUUAACGCAGAUUGUCCAAGAGGAUUCAUUUAGGGAGUUCGAGUUCAGACAGUAUCUGUUUGCCUAUCAAUCAAAGCUCUUAUUCAAGCUAAAUCGACCUAUUGAGGUAGCAUCACGAGGUUAUUCGUUCAUAUUAAGCUUCUCAAAAUCCUUGGCAUUGAACGAGCGUAUUCUUCCUUUUUGUAUGCAUGAAGUCUGGGUGAUAACUACUUGCUUGGCUUUAAUUGAAGCAACCACUUCCAACUGUAGUGAUGUACUUGUGGCGCCUGAUGCAGAGAAGGAGUUCUUUUGUCUUCUUGGUGACCUAUAUUCUUUAGCCAGAGUUAAGUUCAUGAGGCUAGCGUAUUUAAUUGGGUAUGGUACUGAUAUAGAAAGAAGUCCUGUCAACAGUGCUUCCCUCAGCUUGCUACCUUGGCCUAAGCCAACUAUUUGGCCUUCAGUCCUUGCUGAUGCAUCAGCAGAGGUGCUUGAGAAAGAAAAGUUGAUUCUUCAAACAACACCUUGGUAG